CCGGUGCCGGGGCGAUGGCGGGGCCGGGGCCGGUGCUGGCGGCGGCCGCGGCGCUGUGGGCGCGGGGCGCGGCGGGCGCCGAGGUGGCGGCGGCGCGUCCCGGGGCGCUGGACGAGGAGAUCGUGUCCGAGAAGGCGGCGGAGGAGAGUCACCGUCAGGACAGCGCCAACCUGCUGGUUUUCAUCCUGCUGCUCACCCUCACCAUCCUCACCAUCUGGCUCUUCAAGCACCGCCGCGCUCGCUUCCUCCACGAGACCGGGCUGGCCAUGAUCUACGGUGUCCUGGUGGGUGUGGUCCUGCGCUACGGCAUCCAUGUCCCCAGCGAUGUCAACAACGUCACCCUGAGCUGCCAGGUGCAGACCAGCCCGGCCACGCUGCUGGUGAACGUCAGUGGGAAGUUCUACGAGUACACCCUCAAGGGGGAAAUCAGUGCCCAGGAGCUCAACAAUGUCCAGGAUAAUGAGAUGCUGAGGAAGGUGACUUUUGAUCCUGAAGUAUUCUUCAACAUUUUGCUUCCUCCUAUUAUAUUUUAUGCAGGCUACAGCUUGAAGAGGAGGCACUUCUUCAGAAACUUGGGAUCCAUCCUGGCAUAUGCUUUCCUUGGCACUGCCAUUUCCUGCCUGAUGAUUGGCUCUGUCGUGUACGGCUGUGUGGCGCUGAUGAAAGUCACUGGGCAGCUCGGGGGAGAUUUCUACUUCACUGACUGCCUCCUGUUUGGGGCCAUUGUGUCAGCCACUGACCCAGUGACUGUCCUUGCCAUAUUCCAUGAGCUCCAGGUCGAUGUUGAGCUGUAUGCCCUCCUCUUUGGUGAGAGUGUCCUCAACGAUGCCGUUGCCAUAGUGCUGUCUUCCUCAAUAGUUGCAUAUCAGCCAGCGGGUGACAACAGCCACACGUUUGAUGUCACAGCGAUGUUCAAGUCCAUCGGGAUCUUCCUGGGGAUAUUCAGUGGAUCUUUUGCAAUGGGAGCAGCAACUGGAGUUGUGACAGCUUUAGUCACCAAGUUCACCAAGCUCCGGGAGUUCCCCUUGCUGGAGACUGGCUUGUUCUUCCUGAUGUCCUGGAGCACCUUCCUGCUGGCUGAAGCAUGUGGCUUUACAGGUGUGGUGGCUGUGCUCUUCUGCGGGAUCACACAGGCCCAUUAUACCUAUAACAACUUAUCUACAGAGUCCCAACACAGAACUAAGCAGUUGUUUGAGCUUCUGAAUUUCUUGGCAGAAAACUUCAUCUUCUCCUACAUGGGACUUGCACUGUUCACCUUCCAGAACCAUGUCUUUAACCCUACCUUUGUGGUGGGGGCCUUUCUUGCUAUCUUCCUAGGAAGAGCUGCCAAUAUUUACCCAUUGUCAUUUUUACUGAAUCUUGGGAGAAGAAAUAAGAUUGGAACGAAUUUGCAGCACAUGAUGAUGUUUGCUGGGCUGCGUGGAGCCAUGGCCUUCGCCCUGGCCAUCCGCGACACGGCCACGUACGCGCGGCAGAUGAUGUUCAGCACCACCCUGCUCAUCGUCUUCUUCACCGUGUGGGUGUUCGGCGGGGGCACCACGGCCAUGCUGUCCUGCCUCAACAUCAGGGUCGGUGUGGAUGCGGAUCAGGAGAACGUGGGUGUCCCAGAGAGCGAGAGGAGGAGCACGAAGGCUGAGAGCGCUUGGCUUUUCCGCAUGUGGUACAACUUCGACCACAACUAUCUAAAGCCUCUCCUGACACACAGUGGUCCCCCACUGACCACCACACUCCCAGGGUGCUGUGGGCCUGUUGCCCGGUGCCUGACAAGCCCACAGGCGUACGAGAAUCAAGAGCAGCUGAAGGACGACGACUCCGACCUCAUUCUGAACGACGGGGACAUCAGCCUGACGUACGGGGACUCCACGGUGAGCACGGAGCCGGCGGCGCCCGGCAGCGCCCGGCGCUUGGCGGGGAACAGCUCGGAGGACGCCCUGGACCGGGAGCUGGCCUUUGGGGACCACGAGCUCGUGAUCCGGGGGACGCGCCUGGUGCUGCCCAUGGACGAUUCGGAGCCGCCCUCAAACGUCCUGGAUAGCGCCAGACACGGCCCAGCAUAAGGCUGCUCGCUUUGGCUGACGGUAAUAUUUGCAUAUAUGAUCAAGGAGUAUGUACUACCUAAAGUCUAAUGCAUGUCUCAAAAUGUCUAAGCUGUAUAAAUAUUAUUUAUAUGGUGUCAAAAGAAUAUAAAUAUUCUCUGCCAAGCACUUGUAAAGAACAAGCUGCAAAUUUAAGUUAAAAACUGUGUUGACUGCACUAUGUAGGGUGGAACUGUUUUAGCGUCAGAGUCUUUUGCACACAGUGAGCUUCGUUAGUGUGUGAUUUGAUGAAGGGUUUAGUUCCCAGCGGGUGAGUAAAGGAGCUGUGACUCCCUGUUCAUCCUUUGAACCUGGGAGAGGAGGGUAGGGAGUUGCUGGUGAGCAGUGGAAAUUGCUUUCUGGUCCGAUGAGGAUUGUUGAGUUUCUUUUGGUCUCUGAUCUUUGGAUAGUCACGUUUGAAAUAUCAGCAAAAAAUCUGCCCACAGACCCUCUCGCCAGGCAGUGGAUGGUGAUAAACUUGUUUCACUGUGGGAACCUGGAGACUUUCUGCUUUUUAGUGACCCUCUGCCCAAGCCCUGCUUUAGUGGGCUCAUGGCAGACCCAGCCAGAGCUGACAGCGAGGGCUGCGGUGUCCAGCUGCUCGGAUGGGAGCAGGAGAGAGGGAUGGUUGGUGUCUGUAGUUGUGUUCAGGAGAAGGAGGCAAUCCCACAGAAACUACACCAGGCGUGCACAGAUUUUAGGUCUGAGUCCAUCUUUCAGCUGUGGCUCAAGCAGCUUUCUAGAACCAGCCAUCAAAUCCUCUUUUGGCAACUGAAUUUCACGUUUGGGAAGCGGCCGUGUCUUUGCGCGGGCGAGUUCCUGUCCUGCAGUCACAGAUGUAGCCAAGGUGUGCAGAGGGGGCACACCCCACCUGGGGCUGUGGAGCCCAGCCCACCUCAAACUCGAGCUUUAGGGCUGCAGAUCCACGUGGUACCAGAGCUCUGCAGGGCAUCCAGCUGGUACUGAAGGGGAGCCGUCCGUCCGUCCGUCCUCCCGCAGUCAGAAACCAUUGCACUUUGUUUGGUAACUCCUCAGCAUGCUGUGUGUCUGCAGUCCCCACCCAACCCUUCUUGUGUCUCUUAUCAUUUAAGGAGAAAUGUUUGCGAGUUGAUUUUUGGUUUUUAAUUUACGUUUUUGUUUUUCGAGGAAGAGCACAGAACAAUUUAGGAUUCACACUAGUGUUAAAGGAUUUAUUCUGUACUUAUGGGAAUGGCUGAAGGUGCAGUGAAACUGUUAACCCUGACAUCUUUUUUCUCCAGGAAAGGGGGAAUCAUGGAAAUUUACUGUAUGUAAUUUUAUUGUCUAUUUUAUCUACAGUUUUGCUAUACAAACCUUUCAGGGUUACUGGUGCACUACAGGCCCAUUCUCUGGAGAGAGGGUUAACCCUCUCCAGAGGGCUUAAACAGAGGUAUUUAAAAUGAAAAUACAUGAAAGAGAGCCAGGUGAGUCUGGGCACUCACAGCUCACAUUAGCUGUCUUUGGAACAAACUCUGCAUCUCUCAGGAUCUGACCCUGAGACCUCAGAGCAGUGUCCCCACAGCUGUUUUCCCCAGCACCACCUGAGAGUUGGAGGAGACAGAAAAUCCUGAAGUUUCAAGUAUAUAUGUAUAGUUGAGAAAAUAAAUCUACACGGUUUGGUUUGUUUUUUAUUUUCAUUUUCUCAGGUCUAAGUAACAUUGCCUUAAAUUUAUGGAUGUGAAACAAUAAUUAUUUUGGCAGUUUAUCCCCAAGAAAAUGCUUUCAUUUUCCUUCUGAACAAAAUGUGUAAGUGUUGCCAUAAGACUUCCCUAGAAGGGGGGUAAUGCUCUGUUUAUAUUUGGAUAUAUUUGGGGCAUCUUCCUUGCACCUGUAAAUGGCAUCCCGCUGUUAACAAAGCUGUUGGAUUAGCACUGGCCUUUGUUUCCUACUAUGCAGGAAUUCCAUAAAGUGAGUGUGCAUUUUAUAUGAUGUCUGUAACUUAACUUCAUGUGUUUAAAAAAACAAAAAAAGAACGAAAAAAAAAAAAGUAGGAACCUGUUGAUUUUAGGUUUACUGCAUCACUUCUACAUCCUGUUUUUUGUUUGUUCUGCCUUUUUGAAGAGGUAUGAUAAAUAACUACCUCUUGUUUUUUCCUGUAUAGCCUGACUAUGAAUUCAAUUUACAGAGUUGGUGCAGCUGGAGGUGCAGGACAGUUCUGCUGCCUCAGGGCUCCCUCCCAGGCAUUCCCAGCUGAGGUGAAAACUUGCUGCAAGGUGGCCACAAGCUGAUGUUUCACCAUGGCUGUGGUAGCAUUCCUCUCUUCCUCUGACCCUUUGACUUCAGUAAUUUAUCCACUCACUGUAAUCUUGCCAACACAUUACCCAUAAGCUUCAACUUUUGACACCAGUAACAGUUUAGAUAGUACAUGAAAGGAGAAGAAACUAACCAAUGAUGAUUUUAUGGGUUACAUUUUGAUCCAUAUAUAAUCUAACCAGGACUGUUUUGAAUAGCCUUAAGUCAAUGAAUGAAUCUAAGAUUAAAUUCAGGAGUGAUUUCAUAAAUGAAUGGGACUCAUCCUCAGCUGAUUAUUUUCUGUGCUGGGCUGCAGCAGAGCACACAGGAAUGCCUGGUGUGCAGAGGCAGAGCCCUGAUGCUUUGUGCUGCAGAUGGAGUUAAGAGUAUGUCCUGGUUCAGGGCAAAUUUGGGAGAAAACCUCUGAAUGGGAUCCCUCUAGGAAACAGAUUCAAGCAGUCCCUCCCCCAGCUGGUUCAGGGAAAUAUUUCAUUGGAGAGAAGUGGAAAAAAACCUGUUUAUUUAACAGGCAAAGCACUUUCCAGCACAAAAAUGAACAAUACUAAACAGCAAAACUUCUCACUGCUCUGAAGAGAUGGCAAAUUCAGAGGAGUCCCUUCUGUGGGUCACAGCCCAGCUCACUCAGGCUGUUCUCAGUCCCUCCAGUGCUGGGAAAUGUCACAGCCCAGGUGGGCCACAGGUGUGAGCUCCUGGUGCUCCUCUGGGUUUUUUAGUCCAGAGCAGAUUUGAACAAUUCCAAGAAAAAGGGGGGAAAAAAAAAAACCCCACAGUCCAGGGAGUUUCUCUGCCUCAGCUAGCCAGAAACUAACCAAGAGCAAAGGAGAGCUGUCUCCUGCUUCCACUGCAGACAGCACAGUCUGUGUGAAGGAUGAGGAGGAGAGAGUGCAGUCCUGGUAAACUCUGCACCUCUUCUCUCCCCCUUCACCCCUGGAAACAGUCUUAAAGCUGCAGAACUCAAUAUUCAACAUUAUUAGAACAGACAGUUUGGGAUACAAGCAUCAUAAAGUCACCCCAAGACACCAGUGAUGAUUCUAUGAUCCAUAUAUACGACCUUAUGAUCCAGAUACAAUAUAACCAGGACUGUUUUGAAUAGCUUUAGUCAAUGCAUGUAAAUUCAGGAGUGAUUUCACAAAUGAAUGAGAUUCAUCCUCAGCUGAUUAUUUUCUGUGCUGGGCUGCAGCAGAGCACACAGGAAUGCCCUGAUGCUUUGUGCUGCAGAUGGAGUUGAGAACCUUGGAGAUUCAGGGCCUGAGACCUUUGCCAAAUGGAUAAGACAGCCCUGAGGAGGCACUUUACAGCCCCCACAAAGAUUUAGAGAAGGUGCCCUUCUUCUGUAAAUUGAAUUUUCAUGGUUUUUGCACAUGAAAAAGCAUUGUAGGUAAAGUUAUGAUUUGUACUGGUACUGUCAAUUUGUGUGGUAAUGGCAUUAACCCCGUAGCUGUGGUGUUUGUGCAGCUGAUCUGUGAUAGCUGAUGAUCACUAUUGGACCUUCUGUUUACACUGACUAAAUCCUCUACUGUUGCAUUGUACUGUGAAAGAAGGAUUAUGGGCCUAUAAAAGAUUAUUUUUUUUUUUUUGGAAUUGUGUGUACCGUUUCAUUAAUUCACACGGAAAUAAAUCUGUAGCAAAGUGACGACGUUC
Molecule: messenger RNA, 5987 nt
Organism: Oenanthe melanoleuca
Lineage: Eukaryota; Metazoa; Chordata; Aves; Passeriformes; Muscicapidae
Gene: SLC9A6
Product: solute carrier family 9 member A6
Exons: 16
Coding region: 15-2057 (680 amino acids)
Biological process (GO): regulation of pH; proton transmembrane transport; sodium ion transport
Cellular component (GO): recycling endosome; membrane
Molecular function (GO): sodium:proton antiporter activity
Source: RefSeq, a predicted model, not a curated record